This is a messenger RNA of Histoplasma capsulatum G186AR, 330 nucleotides long. RefSeq lists its product as uncharacterized. The record is from RefSeq and is a predicted model, not a curated record. Bases 1 to 330 code for a protein of 109 amino acids. The transcript has 2 exons. Lineage: Eukaryota; Fungi; Ascomycota; Eurotiomycetes; Onygenales; Ajellomycetaceae.
AUGGGAGAAAAACUUUGCGUAGCCCAGAGAAUCGAUGGUAAAAACGGACAGAAAUCGCGGAAUAGUGAUAAGGUGCGCCGGAAGAUUUUUUUCAUGGGCUUGUUUGAUGAUUCGGGAGAGGCGAUGGUCGGUUCUGCUGGAGUCGCGCAAGCUUGGAGGCGACGAGCAAGAGACGAGCUCGAAAAGGCCGGAGAAAGGUACAGUGACGACUGGACGGGGAGCACAGAACAGACGACAGGGCAGGCUGUUGCUUGGCUGCUUCAGCUAAGACUAGCUAGUGUGAUUGGAAGUGUCUGUCUGGGUGCAGUCGCCAGUCUUCUGCGCCGCUAG